Messenger RNA from Rhizoctonia solani, 627 nucleotides. Its product is annotated as elongation factor 1-beta. Gene Ontology annotation, cellular component: eukaryotic translation elongation factor 1 complex; cytosol. The transcript has 4 exons. Lineage: Eukaryota; Fungi; Basidiomycota; Agaricomycetes; Cantharellales; Ceratobasidiaceae. Bases 1 to 627 code for a protein of 208 amino acids. Gene Ontology annotation, biological process: translational elongation. The record is from RefSeq and is a predicted model, not a curated record. Gene Ontology annotation, molecular function: translation elongation factor activity; guanyl-nucleotide exchange factor activity.
AUGUCGACAACUUUUACCAAGCCCUCUGACCCUAUUUCUUCUCUUUCCGAUCCCAUGCUUUUCUACACCCCCUCCCAGGCUGAUGUCGGCGUCUUCAAAUCGCUCGGCAGUGCCCCUGACAAGGCCACCUACCCACACGCCGCUCGCUGGUACCUCCACAUCAAGUCCUACGAGGCCGAGUGGAACUCGCUCCCCGGCGACAAGGCUGCCUCUGAGAAGCUGUUCGGCGGCGCUGGUGCCUCUGCUCCUGCCCCUGAUGCUGGAGGUGACGAUGAUGAUGAAAUCGAUCUCUUCGGAGAAGAUGAUGACGAUGAAGAGGCCGAGCGUCUCAAGGCUGAGCGUGUUGCCGAGUACAAUGCUCGCAAGGCCAACAAGCCCAAGACCAUCGCCAAGUCGGUUGUAACCCUCGAAGUCAAGCCUUGGGAUGAUGAGACUGACAUGGCUGAGCUCGAGAAAAGUGUGCGUUCGAUUGAACAGGAGGGUUUGGUGUGGGGCUCCUCCAAAUUGGUGGCCAUCGGUUAUGGUAUUAAGAAGCUUCAGAUCACUCUUGUCGUUGAGGACGAGUUAGUGAGCUUGGAUGAGCUCCAGGAGAAGAUUGCCGAGUUCGAGGACUAUGUUCAGCACUGA